AUCUCUCACUUUUCCACACCCCAGAUUCUAGCUAGGUCUGUUUGUUUACUGGUUCCUCCCAGUCCUUGGCCAGGUGUGUUCUGACUGGGGUGUAGAUCUUAUUCCUCCCCGACUGCUGAGCUGGUCCUGCCAUGGGUCUCUCCAGGGCCUUCCUCUGCAUCCUGUUCCUGUCUGGGGCACUGGGUCUCACCACUUCCCCAACCAGAGGACGACUCCAGUGUUACACUUGCAGCUUUGCCAAGCCCUGCUACCCUGUUCUCACAGAGUGCCAGGAAGAUGAGGUGUGCGGCAUCAGUGUUGGCACCUCAGACCAGAAGAAGGAGGACAUCAUUGAACGGAAGGGCUGCCUCCCCAGGGCCCAGUGCCCCCUGCUGGGCCAUGCCACCUACUGGUCACAGUCUUAUGCUCUCCAACACCAGUGUUGUGACCAGGACCUAUGCAAUGCUGCUCCCUCACGGCGAUUCCCAAGCCUUCCCCUCACCACCCUGUUUCUCCUUGCCUGGGGAGCACACAUCUUUCUCUAGCCUGUGAGCCCUUGCCUGUCAACCCAGGACUCCGAUGUCAUCAUGGACAACGUGCAUGGAUAUCUCUGGGACAUGCUUGAGAAUGUGACUUUGUAUAAAAAACCCUGGCCCUUGAGGGUUUUUAUACCAACAUCUCUACAGACCCCUCCUGAGACCCAAUUCCUACAGCUGGAGUUCCCACCCCAGCAUGCAUGUGUCCAGAGCCCCUCCUCAUAAGAAACCCCUACUGUCUUUUCUCUAGGUGUCCCAGGUCAGCUACCCUCAAGGAUUUGUGAGUCCCAGGCAAAAGGACAGAAGUGGCACUGGUAUUGGUGAGGGGUAGAAUACUGCUAGGAAAGAUGUAACUAGCUACCUGAGGGUCUCAAGAAUGGAAGGCUGCCUUGGGGAACCAUAAAGAGGUACAAUAAUAAAAAGGCUAUUGG
Molecule: messenger RNA, 946 nt
Organism: Phodopus roborovskii (desert hamster)
Lineage: Eukaryota; Metazoa; Chordata; Mammalia; Rodentia; Cricetidae
Product: lymphocyte antigen 6G6e
Exons: 3
Coding region: 132-524 (130 amino acids)
Biological process (GO): acetylcholine receptor signaling pathway; desensitization of G protein-coupled receptor signaling pathway
Cellular component (GO): plasma membrane
Molecular function (GO): transmembrane receptor protein serine/threonine kinase activity; acetylcholine receptor binding; acetylcholine receptor activator activity
Source: RefSeq, a predicted model, not a curated record